UGUUUCGCUAUUUGUUAUUGUCUGCCUGCAUGGGAAGGCUUUGCAACAAUAACAAUAUUUGAGAAUCCUUGACGGCAGCCGAAACGUCUAACAAUAUAAAAAGCGGCAAAGGGCUAAAAAAGCAAAAAAAAAUUAUAUAACGACAACAAGAAGCGGGUUCUUGAAAUUCCUAAAAAUAAAUAUUACUAGAAACUCCUAAAAUAUGACGUUAUCAAUGGAUCUUUACAAGGCGAGUUAUUCAUUCAAACUUGUAUGAUUUAUGAUUAGUCUUCGUGGCGAAUCGACCAAAUAAGCCUUGGAUAAUUUGCUUAUACCUUGUUAAAAAUCAGUGCUGAAGCAAAGGACCUCUCAAAAGAAAUAACUUUGAUCUUUCCUCCAAUGGCGACUCACUUUCUUCUCUGCCUCCUCUUCUCUUCUGGAAUGCUUGCUAAUAUUAAAGCAACACGUCAGAAGGAUUGGGAAAGCAAAUAUGAGGUAGAACAAUCUUGGGAGGAUCAGAAUUUUCGAGUCCUUUCGAGGUCUCUUUUCAACCAAUCAGUCAAGUGGUACAAUGAGCUUGGAUCUGUAAUGACCGUGACAAGCUGGGACCAAGUUAAAGGCUCAUUCAAAGGAAAGUACUUCUCUGCCGUUGGUGAGGCCGAGAAGGAAUAUGACCUUGUUGGUAGGUUCGAUACUGAUGGAGACACAUUAGGAUGGGCUGUAUCGUACCAAAACAAGUAUCGUAAUGCUCAUUCCACCUGCACUUGGUCCGGACACAUGAACGAGGAUUUCGAAAAACCAGUCAUUCUGACUACGUGGCUGCUGACCCGCCAAACGCCUCCCGAAGAUGAUUGGGAAUCAACCAGGGUUGGAUUUGAUACCUUCACUCAGGAUCCUCCAGACGAAGAAACCAUCGCAAGAGCCAAACUCCGUCGCCAGUGCAGCCAUCCAAAAAGUGAAGAAAAAUAAGAAGCUACUGGAACUGCUGCAUGCUAGCUACGAUUUUUAAGACUAUAAGUACAAGUUAUAUGUAAUCGUUUGGUUUCAAUAAAAUUGCAUAGACGGAAAUUUGAAUACGUCACUUUUUAUAACUAUCACUCAAACAUGCAAGGUACGUAUAUUCAAGCCCUGUCGUGUUGAAGAGAAAUGACCGUAAUAAACAAUAUUUACAUUACAUAUUACUUUCCAAAACCGAAGCGUCAAAGCCAAGUGCGUGGAUCAUGUUUAUUACGACGUUUACCUCAAUUGAAAGGAGUGACCAAGUCUUUUACCUCACUUGCCCGACUGUCCAAAAUGCGGGGGAACGAUAUGAAAAACAUGGGGCCACUUUGAGUAGGGUCACGUUAGGGGUGUGUCAGAGGUAUGACACCCCAAAUUUUGUGAAAUUAGCCCAAAAAGCAUGUAAGAGGCAAAUGGUCGGUCCCGUGCACAUAUAUACACUUCUCAACGAAAUAAAAAGCUCUUGAUAAAAUAUCCUAGACUAUAUUUGGCAUAAGACACUCCGACUACAUCAUCGUUCACUAAUCCUGCUUCACAACGGUUGACAUACUUAUCUUUGAAUUAUAAUAUACUAAUACUGUCUAUAUAUUAUCAGCUCACAAACGACGAGACUGAGAGAAAACAGCCAGUAAUUUACAGUUGAAUUUGUGUAUAGAAUUUAAUAAGAGUUUGUUUAUGGCUAAUUUCGGAAUGAUCACGAGCUAUGACAUUGGCAAGUUAAUCUCCUUUUCUCAGCGUGCAUGCAAUAUCGUUGGCCAUGGCGGUAUCAAUUCAAGCUAUCAGUCAUCGAUAUAAGAUAGUGCAAUGGUGCAGUCGCUUUCGAAGAAAUCCGAGCUAUGUAAGCCUUGUUUACACUACAAUUAAUUUAUUUGCACGGCGCGCCUAAAAUUAGUACCCUUGCACAGUUUUAUUAGUGCUUAGGCUUCCGUUACAAAGGCCGAGCGCUAAUGAAAUUGGUAUGGCUAACCAUUUAAAGCCGUGCCGUACCAACAAAUUGACAAUAGUGUACGUAAACGGGGCUAUAAACUGUAA
Molecule: messenger RNA, 2010 nt
Organism: Dendronephthya gigantea
Lineage: Eukaryota; Metazoa; Cnidaria; Anthozoa; Malacalcyonacea; Nephtheidae
Product: streptavidin-V2-like
Exons: 4
Coding region: 379-948 (189 amino acids)
Molecular function (GO): biotin binding
Source: RefSeq, a predicted model, not a curated record